Rhinichthys klamathensis goyatoka is the source of this 1441-nucleotide messenger RNA. RefSeq names its product leukotriene B4 receptor 2a (gene ltb4r2a). The transcript is spliced from 4 exons. Gene Ontology annotation, biological process: G protein-coupled receptor signaling pathway. Lineage: Eukaryota; Metazoa; Chordata; Actinopteri; Cypriniformes; Leuciscidae. Gene Ontology annotation, cellular component: membrane. Bases 13 to 1173 code for a protein of 386 amino acids. Gene Ontology annotation, molecular function: leukotriene receptor activity. The record is from RefSeq and is a predicted model, not a curated record.
CAGAUUGCCGAGAUGGCUUUAAACCAAAGCGAGUUCUUCUUCUCCUCUUCUCUCCAACACAUCACUCCGUCCCCAAUCCCAGUUGCCCUUACCAGUCCGUUUUCGAAUUCAAACAAUACAAUCUUGAGCAACAGAGGCGGGGUGAUCGCCGGCGCCACCAUCCUCAGCCUGGUGUUUCUCCUCGGCGUUCCCGGGAACAUCUUCAUCGUCUGGAGUAUCCUGGCCCGAGCUCGCCGGCGCUCCGUCACCACCCUCCUGAUCCUGAACCUGGCCUUCGCCGACGGGUUCCUCAUGCUGCUGACGCCCUUCUUCGUGGUUUAUUUGGUUAAGCGGAGUUGGAUUUUCAGUCUGGCGCUGUGCAAAGUGCUGUUCUACCUCUGCUGCACCAACAUGUACGCUUCCAUAUUCCUGAUCACGCUGAUGAGUUUGCACAGGCUGGUGGCGAUAGUGUGGCCGAAGCGCGUGGCUGCGGUGACGGACCCCCGGGCGCUCACACGGGUCAUGGUGGGACUCUGGGUUCUCGCUCUGGGACUCUCAGUGCCCGUUUUGGUUUUCAGGACCACGGAACGAAACACGACAGAGAAUCUCGUGUGUGACUGCAAUCACACAAAACCACAAUAUGUGGCGAUGCAGUACGGUAUGGAAACGGUGCUGGGCUUCUUGUUGCCGUACGGUGUGAUCAUAGGCAGUUACGUGUGUAUCUUGCGCAGAAUCCGCAAGACGCGCUUUCGCAGACGCAUCCGCAGCGAGAAACUCAUCCUGGUGAUCAUCGUCACCUUCGGGCUGUUCUGGCUGCCGUACCACAUCGUAAACAUGAUGCAGGCGGCUGCUGCUUUACAUCCAGAAGGUUCUACAAAAGAUAGACUAAAGAAAAUCUCGACGUCACUGCGAGCGCUCACCUCCACCGUGGCCUUCGUCAGCAGCUGCAUAAACCCCAUCCUCUACACCUUCGCUGGAAAGUCGUACAUCCGACGGGAAGGCGUGGCUUUCAUGGCGCGGCUGUUCGAGGCAACGGCACUUUAUUCGACGCGGAAGAUCCGCCAGAGCAAUCAGAACAGCCGAGAUAAGGACACCGAUGAAGCAGGAAGUCUCAAAGACAAAGACUCCGAUUCCAUCACCACCCCUCACCCGAGCACCAUUAUUAAAGUUGUGCCGCAGAAAAACGGAAAGUGAGUGGAAAAUGGCUGUGAAAUUCAACUUUGAGAGUUGCGCUUUCCAAUGUUGCAUGUGGGUUAAUCAAGACAGCUUGUGUUUUUGUAACAGAUGAAAGUGAAUACAAGUUUCUUUUGUAAAAUUAAAACUGUGUACCAAUUGUGUACCAAAAAGCCACAAUAGAACAAGGAGACCAGUGCCUAACUCAAACCAUCACCUGACCGGCGGCUGUAGGCUCUUUACUCUUUGAACAAGGAACAGGUUCAGACACAUGAACGUCCACAGAGAA